AUUUGCCGCGGGAUGUAGAAACAAGAAAAAGUGAAAAACUACACGGCUCUCUGGAUCCAGCUCCUCUCCAACUACCUCGGGUGCAGUCCUGAAAUUUCCCUACGGUUCUCACGGCGACUGUCUACGCACAUACACCUGUAUAUUGUCUUUUUGGAUCUGUGUGCAUCUAUGUAUGCAAUCCCGUGCUGAUCAUCUGUUCGAGAAAAUGCCUCUUGUUGGUUUUAUUCGUUCAAUCAUUUGUCCAUUUCUUUGCUAUGCAAUCAAAUGGAAAAAAAAAACUGAAUUUUGUUCUUUUUUUAGAGUCCUUCAAUGGGUUUGCUUCGCAUGCAUUUCAUGUUCAUUUGGUGCUUCUCGUUCUCUCUUUCUUUUUCUUUAUUUGUUGUGCUUGCUUUCACUCUAUUGGAUGGAAUUUAUCCCUUCUGUGAAUGCUCUGGAAAGUCUCUUCUUUAGCCUUGGAUUAUUGGGUCUAGAGGUGGCAUCUACGAUGAGUAAUCUUAGUGAAGCUGCGCUUUAUAGAUAAUUCUAGAGAAGCUUCGAUUGAAUUGUAUUUUUGGAGUUAUAUCGCAUAUCAGACUAGCAUUUUUUCUGGGUCGUUACAUUUGGCUUGCAAGACUUGCACAGAUUUAACCAGCCUAAUUAGCCGACUCCUUUUUAAGAUUUUUUUUUCUCGAAUAUGGCAGUACGAAACUCCAACCUAUGUAGUAUUACUCUUUUAUUAAUUUACAUAAAGCUGACUUUUUUUUUCCAAGGGGAAACUUGGAAUUUUUGCGUUGCACUGUUGCUAGUAUAUGACCUUUAUUUUCCUUUACUGUGUAUAAUCUUCUAGGAGUUUAUGGAUACACGCUGUGAAUAGUUUUUGCUGACUCACUAAAACUAUCUUGUUUGUCUGUUUUUUCACAUGUAUAUGGCUAUAUUCAAUGGAUAGGUACUCAAUGGAGCAGGCUAUGGUCUGAUUAGAGGGGAAUGAACUUUUCAGGAUGCUCUCUGACAGCUUCAUUCACUCCUAUUCAUUCAUAUCUCCUAAAAACCAAUAGCAGAUUGCCAUUCGCUAUAUUCCAUAGGAAUUUGACCAAAUCAAAGAGCCUGUCUGCUUAUACUAGAAAAGAUCAACUACUUGCGAAUGCUGUGAUGGUUGCAGGGCGCUAUCCUCCUCCCUUGUUUAGUGUUGCUCCGAUGAUGGAGUGGACGGACAAUCAUUAUAGGACUCUUGCCCGUCUCAUCUCGAAACAUGCAUGGCUCUACACAGAGAUGCUUGCAGCUGAAACAAUUGUUUAUCAGAAGGAUAAUCUUGACAGAUUCUUGGAAUAUUCUCCAGAACAACAUCCCAUCGUGCUUCAGAUUGGUGGGAAUAAUUUGGAAAACCUGGCAAAAGCAACUAAACUUUCUAAUCCGUACCACUAUGAUGAAAUCAAUUUCAAUUGCGGAUGUCCUAGCCCUAAAGUAGCUGGACAUGGAUGCUUUGGUGUUCGUCUUAUGCUUGAUCCAAAGUUUGUUGGGGAAGCCAUGUCAGUGAUUGCUGCCAAUACAGAUGCUCCUGUUUCUGUUAAAUGUCGAAUUGGUGUCGAUAAUCAUGAUUCGUAUAAUGAGCUUUGUGAUUUUAUCUAUAAGGUUUCUUCUCUAUCACCAACUAGGCAUUUCAUAAUACACUCGAGAAAGGCCCUCCUCAAUGGCAUCAGCCCAGCUGAAAAUCGAAGUAUUCCCCCCUUAAAAUACGAAUACUUUUAUGGUCUCCAGCGUGACUUUCCUGACUUGAGAUUUACAAUCAAUGGAGGCAUAACUUGUGUUGACGAGGCCAAUGCAGCUCUAAGGGCAGGAGCUCAUGGUGUGAUGAUUGGGCGUGCCGCAUACAACAACCCUUGGCAUACCUUGGGACAUGUUGAUUCAGCAAUUUAUGGUUUACCAAGCAGUGGCCUUACACGUCGUCAGAUUCUAGAGAAGUAUCAAGUCUAUGGAGAUUCCGUUUUGGGAAAAUAUGGGCCGAGACCACGUGUCCGGGAUGUGGUGAUGCCUCUCAUUAACUUUUUCCAUUCAGAGCCUGGGAAUGGUCUGUGGAAGCGCAAAGCCGAUGCCGCUUACCAGCAUUGCACGACGAUUAAAUCAUUUUUGGAGGAAACCCUGGUGGCAAUUCCGGACCGUGUGUUGGAUUCAAGUGUUGCAAAGCCAGCAGCUGGUCGUGAUGAUCUUUUUGCUGAUAUACAUAGUAUGUUACCCCCUCCAUAUAAUGUUAGAGAACAGGAGGUGGUACUGUAUGCGUAGUUUGUGAAUCUUUUUGAACGUGAACUGAUUGGUCUCAUGUAACAUUAUGUGGUUAAUAAAUCUUGAGGUGA
Molecule: messenger RNA, 2327 nt
Organism: Juglans microcarpa x Juglans regia
Lineage: Eukaryota; Viridiplantae; Streptophyta; Magnoliopsida; Fagales; Juglandaceae
Product: tRNA-dihydrouridine(20/20a) synthase
Exons: 12
Coding region: 964-2256 (430 amino acids)
Biological process (GO): tRNA dihydrouridine synthesis
Molecular function (GO): tRNA dihydrouridine synthase activity; flavin adenine dinucleotide binding
Source: RefSeq, a predicted model, not a curated record